CACAACGACCAAAAGCAACCCGUGGAAGCAACACUACUAGACCAAAAGGCAACAGCAUUACAAUGUCCAACAUUAGCACUGGCAAGCACCCACUCGAUCAUGACACCACCACUGCUGCUACUAUUACAACAACAAACGCCAACACUCCUGGUUGCAAGCGAUACCGCUAUGCCGCACCCGAUGACAGUCUGACCACCAAAGCCUUGUCGGAACACAAACUGGCCACUGCCAAGGAAUGCUCUGGCAUUCCCAAGUUUGAUGAAUUGAAAAAGUGUUUUUGGGAUGAAAUUGGUGCCGGAGAUUUUCUCAUGCAAGAAAAGAUUGCCUUAGUGUUAGAAGUCUGUCCGCGCUGUCACAAGAAAUUGCCGCCUCCCGACAAGAAACGCAUGCAACGCUGUCAUGUGCGACAGUGCAUGAAAAAGGAAGCCAAUGAAUUCUGUCAAUCCAUCUAUCGACACUCUUUCUUUGAAGACAGUCGAGGGGGGCGAUAUUUGGUGCUGCUCUUUUUGUAUCAUUGGGUCAUUGGAUCCAAUUACAAACAAAUGGGGAUUGUUACCGGAUGGUCACGACAAAAAGUGUUUAGUUACAUCAAGUACGUGCAAGAUCUAGUUGCCACUGUGGCAAUGACACAUCAUGAUUUCCUCAAUAAUAACGACACUACAACCCCAAUAGCAAUAGCACCCAUUGGAGGCGAAGGAAUUGUCGUGGAAAUUGACGAUGAGCAACAAGUCUUUGACAAGCGAAAAUUACAUGUCCAGGAAGGAUCCUGGCUCUUUGGCGGUGUCGAAAACACUCUGACACGACGCUACUUUUGCGUGGCGGUGCCCGAUCGCAAUCCUUCCACGCUCUGUGCCAUCAUUCACAAAUUCAUUGCACCGGGAAGUCUCGUACGAAGCGAUUGUUGGACGGCCAAGGAUAUCGUCGAAAUUGAUGACAAGUGCGAAUACAUUUGUGGAGACGCUUCCGACCAGGGUAUGCUAUGGGACGAUGACGAUCCACUCUUAUUGCCACCCACAUGGUAUGCCAACACACGACCCGCACCGGCACGCAAAAAGGGAAAACGACAACAAGCAAUGCUGCUCUUCGAGUACAUUUGGAGACGACAACAUGAAACCAAAUUGUGGGAAGGAUUGUUGGAUGCCCUGCGGCAAGUCAAGUAUGCAUCCAGCAAUGCCACCCUGGCGGCAAACAAACAUGCCAAGAAAAAGGAACAGAAACAACAGCAACAACAGGCUGCCAAUAGUGAUACGACGACGAAUGGUGGUCCCGGCAAAAAGGUCAAGCUACUAGAACAGCCGCAGCCGAACGGAGUUGCUGGAACGAACAUGACAAAGGUCAAAGAACAGACUGGCGACAAUGGACAUGACAAAGUCUUGGGAAACCCUCCACCACAGCAGCAGCAGCAGCAUCUUCAACAGGGCAAUGGAUUGAAACCAUCCGACGGAACUGGUGCCGUUAAAGGAGAAGAUGUGGGGAUCAUUUAGCUAGCCGAGGGAACAACGCGUAACUACAUGUAGCUGCAGGAGUUGGCACAGUACAUGUAGUGCUACCGCAGCCAGAGGGGAUUCGUACACCUUUCGAGAAUACUUUGACGGCAACACAUAAGCGACGACACAGCCACCGGAACGAACUUAUGUGGCUGCAACUUUUGAAGUGGAGGCCACUGUAGAGAAGCCGACGAUUAUCCUUCUCAAGAUGUACGCUGGGGCUUCUUCGCGGUACCACAUUGAAGGGGCCCGCGGUAUCACACUGGUGUGACGAUGGCAGGCAUCUGCUUCGUGGCUCCCUCUAGGAAGAACGCUGGAGCAACACUUCCGCUGAUGGAGGACGACUUGGUUGGAGCCUUGCGCGGGGCUGGGAUGAUGAUUGAGCAACUCAAGAGGUGCUUCGGAGCGCGAUGAAGACCAAAACGAUUUUGACGCUGGCGAAAUGAUGUUGAAGGAAGGAUAGACAUAAAUUCCGUCUUUUCUUGAGCCGGCUGCGUUACCGGCACGGUGGAUGUGCCGAUUUCGACUCACUCAACCUGCCUCGUUUCCAUCGAUGCCUCCUCACUCUACUAAUCAAGCUGGCUUCCGUCUACUAGCUACCAGUAGUACCGGUAGACCCCUUCACCAACAUGCUUGUUACAACGGCACCGGCAAUUCCGAUGCACUAUAAAGUUUCAUUAUUUAUGUUACUGAGUUGCACUGGUUCCCCAACCUGCUCGCCCUGAACAAUAAUUUGAGCCCACUUUGGUUAGGUCUAGUUUCCCGAUUGAUUAUUCGGUGGAUUGUUUGUUUCCUGCACAUAGGUGGUUCCACGUCUACGAGAUCUUCCGACGCGAAGAGCCACGAGGACGCUUCUUGGGAGAGCAAGCAUCAGCGGCCAACUGAAUGGAGGCCCUGAGCUUGAGAAAAGGACACUUGCUCUUCUUGUUGAGACAAGCGCUUUGAAUUGAAGGGGCACUGCAGAGAAACUGCAACUUGAUCAAAACCAAAACGAAAGCCACCACCUGCAACAUUCCUGCUAUUUCGAGUGGCUGCCGUAACAACAUUUCGAUUCGUCCUUCCCGGCUGGCAUAUCCCUGGGGGUCUCGCCAGUAAACAAAGCACAUGGUCGUCACCGCACCUACCAUGACCCGUCGCACUUGAUUCAUCUUCUUCUUGCGUCGUCUUACCGUGCUGUGAAUCGACGUAUUGAGACUCGUAUUGAGAACAGACGUAUUGCCUGCUUCAGCUGCAAUAGAAACAUCCAGGCUUCUAGACCAUGAAGUGAAGCUUUGAUCAAUGCUGCGGUUCGCAUAGCUAGUCUCGCUCGUAUCCGUGAGAGUCGUGGUUGCCAAAGUCAGGGAAUCCUGUGAUCCAGAUUCCUCAGUACCAGAGACGCUUGCUGCAAAGAAAGAGCCGUUCGCAUAUCCGCCCAGACCGUGGACAGCAGCAUUGGCUGCAGCAGCCGCUGACAUGGCAUUUGCCAUGGCUCGAUGCAUGGACAUGACAUGGGGAUCGUCCAUUUCUUCCAUCACUGCCGAAAGCUUCCCUUCGUCGUGCCUUUCCAUUGCCCCGGCUUGUUUGCGGCUGGACCGACGACGACGUCGGUUCGAUAGUCUCUUUUUUGGUUUCUUCACGACGGGUUCGUCGAGCAGUCGACAGAUCCGAGGAUUGACAAGAAUUUGUUGGCUUAGAUUCGCGAUUUUUGUGCACGUGUAUCCUACAGGCACCGCCGUCAACACCUCUCCAUGUGCAAUGCGAGCCGAGUCUCGAAUGCCAUCGGGAUUUUCAAUGAGCAGAUCCAAGUCCGAAAUAUCUUGCUGUUCGUCUUCCUUGGGUAUUGGUCGACACAAGCCAGUGUAGAUCUGGGCUCCCAGUGACGGUUCCGUGGCAUUCAAAGGAAUCAUGAGAAGAAUAUCCCGAAUGGUGGUCGCCGUUGGAUCCACGUACAACUGAAUGAGCUCAAAGAUCUUGGACGUGGGAUGCAACAGCAACAAGUAGACUUUGAAGUUGGUCUGCUGAGAAUAUGUCGAAGAGAGGGUCAUGUUCAGCUGCGAAGGUACAACGCCCACAGGUUUUUCAUCCUCGGCAAUGGACUCCAUCAUCAUCAUUUCUGGUUCCAGCAUAAUCGGUUCACCAGGAUCCACAAUUUUCACCGACCUGGUGGAAAACCGACGGCUCAUUGGUUCCUCAAUCUUUUCUUCUUCUACCUCGUCAUCCUCGGCGGGUUCCAUCAUCAUUUCUGGCGGAGCAAUCACGAUUGGGUCUCCAGGAUUGACAAUUGUCACCUGCUUUCGAGUACUUGGCUCCUGCAGGGCAGGUGCCGACAAGAUUCCUCCUUGCAUGGGAGUGACGGACGCUGGCUGCACCGGAUGUUCGUUCAUGGUGAAAGAAUCGUCCUGGAUUGAUUUUUGGCGUCGCUGCACCGGCGAGAUUCCUUCCAUAGCAUCGCGUAAGCUCGCCACAGGAGGAGGGGAAUCAGGCACCGCUUUGAGUACUUGGACUGCCACAGGAGGGGUCCCAGCCACCUUCUUUUCUUUGACUGCUUCUUCAGGUGCAAAGAGAACCAUGGCAUCGCGCAAGUUCGCCACAGGAGGGGAUUCUGGCACCGAUUUGAGGACUUGGACUGCCACUGGCGGGGUCCCAACCGCCUUCGUCUCCUUGACUUCUUCUUCAGGUGCAAAGAGAACCUUGGGUGGCGACAAGACAUUAUCUUCGUCGUUCUCUUCUUCGGCAAUCAUGCUUGAAGCAAAAGUGGUGGCGGAAGUACUGGACCUUCGUCGACUCAUUCGACGGAACGGUUUGAAGGACUUUUUCUUCUUUCUUUUCUUGACAGAGUCAUCCUCGUCCCUGUGGUUUCCGACGCUGAUGUUGUCAUGGCUGAUUUCCUUCAAUGGCGACAAGACGCCAUUGUGUAUUUCAAGCUGUUUUUCCAAUUUCUUUCUUCGGUGACGAUGAAGGCGUCUCUUGACGCGACCGGCAAGACUCACGACACUUCCAGCCACACUGCUCGCAACGCUAUUGUUGGCCGUGCUUUGGCUGUCAUGGUCGUCGUAAUAAUGAUCCUCCAACUGCAACGAGCUGUGAAGCGACACUCCCGGGCAACCCUGGAGCUCUGGGCUCAACUGCGCUUGUUCCUGCUUCUUUUUGGACUUGGAACUUCGUCGACGAUUCAACCGGCUGAUCAUCGACCGAGGAGCCACAAUCUUGGGCGACAACUUCUGUGGUGUUGGUUCUGGAUACGAAAACACUGGGUUUCCAUUCUCAUCCAACUGCAUGGUCGCCGGAAUGAGCUUAUCGCCCGGUUGGGUGGAAUAGUGUGGACGAGCCGUGACAACACCCGCCAUGGCUGCAACAAACAAACACAAGUACCGGUAGAGCAACAGCAACUCUUUGCUUCGUCUUCUUCAACAAUUGAAGUUUGUGUGGAAAAAGAUGAGGGAGCUGGAUGGUUGUGUGUGUGUUGUUCUGG
Seminavis robusta is the source of this 4938-nucleotide messenger RNA. Lineage: Eukaryota; Bacillariophyta; Bacillariophyceae; Naviculales; Naviculaceae. The record is from the annotation of a GenBank genome assembly.